CAAAUUCCCAGUCUUAAAAUAUAACAUGAAGCAUUUGCUAUCUUCUUUCCUCCUAUUAUUUUCAUGCGAGACCUGAAGAAUAAACACUGUCCUUGGCCAAAAGAAAAAGGUCUUUGAAGAGAGAAAAAAACUCUAAGAUGGGUCUACUGAGUUCUAAAAACCCACAAACCAAGCAAGCCCAGAUUCUUCUUCUGGGACUUGACUCAGCUGGGAAGUCUACCCUCCUUUACAAAUUGAAGCUUGCUAAGGAUAUCACGACCAUCCCAACAAUAGGUUUCAACGUGGAGACGAUCGAGUUGGAAAAGAGUCUUUCGCUCACGGUCUGGGAUAUUGGAGGACAGGAGAAAAUGAGAACCGUGUGGGAGCACUACUGUGAGAACACCGAUGGGCUUAUGUAUGUUGUGGAUAGUACAGACAAACAGCGGCUGGAAGACUCCAGGCGAGAGCUGAAGCACAUUUUGAAGAAUGAGCACAUUAAAAAUGUGCCUAUUGUCCUAUUAGCCAACAAACAAGAUGUGCCUGGAGCUCUGUCUGCUGAGGACAUCACUAGAAUGUUCAGAGUGAAGAAGCUGUGCAGUGACAGGAACUGGUAUGUGCAGCCCUGCUGUGCCAUCAGUGGGGACGGGCUGAUGGAGGGGUUCAGGAAACUGACCGGAUUUGUGAAAAGCCACAUGAAAUCAAGAGGAGACACCUUGGCAUUCUUCAAGCAGAACUGAGGUCCAAACAACGAAAGAGUUAGUGGUGAAGUUGAGAGGGUAAUUUUCUUUUUCAAUGCCAAGUGAGAAAAGCAAGUUGCUGAGUUAGCAAACUUUUCCUAAGAUAUGUUA
Messenger RNA from Prionailurus viverrinus (fishing cat), 827 nucleotides. It is a transcript of the gene ARL14, whose product is annotated as ADP ribosylation factor like GTPase 14. The transcript has a single exon. Bases 138 to 716 code for a protein of 192 amino acids. Lineage: Eukaryota; Metazoa; Chordata; Mammalia; Carnivora; Felidae. Gene Ontology annotation, cellular component: cytoplasm. Gene Ontology annotation, biological process: vesicle-mediated transport; intracellular protein transport. Gene Ontology annotation, molecular function: GTPase activity; GTP binding. The record is from RefSeq and is a predicted model, not a curated record.